UUGUCCAUAGGUUUGGUGAAACGUCUAUCGCGUCUCGGCUUUUUGUAACCAGACCACAGAUGAUACCAGAAUGGCUUAGGGUUGUCUAUUCUCUCGAAUAGCUUGCAGACAGCUGGUGAGGUAUAUUAAGUUUGAGAUAUGGCACGAAAUUGUUUUAUGGGUAGAAAUGCACUGUUUGUAGUGUUCCUUUCGACUAACAAAUUUUGUUUAUGCUGCCAGUGACAUUUUCCAGAGUUUUCAGAAUGCCGUUGUACGAAGGCAUAGGUUUAACUGAAAAACAAGCCGUUGUCAUUGAUAUUGGUGCUGCAUACACGAAGUUUGGUUUUGCUGGAGAAUCGGGACCAAGAUGUAUUAUUCAGACAGAAGUUAAGUGUCCAGAAACGAAACAAGUGAAGAAAGUGUUGCAUUAUUCAAGCAAAGAAGACUUGUAUGACCUCCUUGUUGAAUUUAUCCACAACUUAUAUUUCCGGCAUCUUCUUGUCAGUCCUAAAGAUCGGAGAGUAGUCAUUGUUGAGUCAUUGCUUUGUCCAACACUAUUCAGAGAGACUUUAGCCAAAGUGCUCUUUCGGCAUUUUGAGGUUUCAUCUGUACUGUUUGUUCCAUCACACCUGGUGUCGCUGUGCACACUUGGUGUCAACACGGCUGUCAUCCUUGAUGUGGGAUAUAUAGAGGCAGUUUUAAUACCUGUGUUUGAAGGUGUACCCGUAUUGCACGCGUGGCAAGCACAGCCCCGGGCUGCGGAAGCUGUUGAGAGCUCACUGAAGGCUUUGUUGUUGAGUCAUAACAAUGACAAAGAGGACUUUCCAGAAUCUGCAAUAGAAGAUAUAAAAGUGCGAACAUGCUUUGUAACUAGUUUGGAACGAGCUUUGCAACUAGAAACAGUUGAGCCUCCACCAGAUGUUGUAUAUCGAGAGGGUGGUACCAAGAUAUUCAAUAUCCCUGGGAAAGUCAGAGAAGCUGUAUAUGAAGUACUGUUUGAACAGGACAAUGAUCAGAUAUCUAUUUCUACAAUGAUCCUUGAUGCUAUUAUUAAGUGUCCUAUAGAUAUGAGAAAACCCCUUGCAGAGAACAUCCUGGUGAUGGGCGGCACCGCCAUGGCCCCUGGCUUUAAGGCAAGACUUCUGGGUGAACUGAAGUACCUCCUGCAGCAGCCCAAGUAUUCAUCCAGACUGGCACUUAAAACCUUCAAAUUUCACAAGCCACCAGCCAAAGAAAACUAUGUUGCCUGGCUUGGAGGAGCCAUCUUUGGAGGAACAGAUAUGAUCUCCACGCGAUCUCUCACAAAGGAAGCAUAUUUGAAACACAAUAAUGUACCGGACUGGGCUGACUUAUCAUACAACUGCCGAGAAGAAGACAAGAUAUCAUUAUGAAGUGUCAUAACAUUGUUCUCUUUGUACUGAUUUUGUUAUAAUUUCAGCUUUUUUUUACUGUUAUUCACAGUAUAUAUCCAUGCAGCUGAUAUAAAGCCAUCACCAUAUAUGUGACAAUGUAUAACACUUAUUCUUAAUGUAUUUAAAUUGUCAAAUAAAAUUUCAUCAAACAGUA
Molecule: messenger RNA, 1545 nt
Organism: Zootermopsis nevadensis
Lineage: Eukaryota; Metazoa; Arthropoda; Insecta; Blattodea; Termopsidae
Gene: Arp10
Product: Actin-related protein 10
Source: RefSeq, a predicted model, not a curated record